AUGGGUGGUGCGCAGGAUCUAUUUGGGCAACUGUGGAAGGAGUAUGCCCUCUCGGAUUCGCGGUACCUGACUUCCGACCCGUUUGUGCUGUGUAUGGAAACGAUUACAGCGGUGUGCUGGGGCCCCUUGUCCUUCUUCAUGGUCUAUGCUAUCAUCACCUCGCAUCCCUUGCGAUACCCUGUUCAAGCCAUUGUCUCCCUUGGCCAGAUCUAUGGAGAUAUACUAUACUACGCCACAUGCCUCUUUGACCAUUAUUACAAAAACAUGACCUACUGCCGCCCAGAGGCAUACUACUUUUGGUGCUACUUCUUCUUCAUGAACUUCAUCUGGAUUGUGAUUCCCGGUUCAUUACUGUGGGACAGCAUAAGUACUACAGGCAAAGCUUUCAAAGCCCUGAACAGAAUGUCACAGUCACUGCAGGGCAAUGGAUCGGUUCCGAAACCCAAGGCCAAUGGACACAUCAAGCACGCCUGA
Messenger RNA from Exophiala bonariae, 474 nucleotides. RefSeq lists its product as uncharacterized. Bases 1 to 474 code for a protein of 157 amino acids. Gene Ontology annotation, cellular component: membrane; endoplasmic reticulum. NCBI's taxonomy places the organism in Eukaryota, Fungi, Ascomycota, Eurotiomycetes, Chaetothyriales, Herpotrichiellaceae. The transcript has 3 exons. Gene Ontology annotation, biological process: sterol biosynthetic process. Gene Ontology annotation, molecular function: steroid Delta-isomerase activity; C-8 sterol isomerase activity; cholestenol delta-isomerase activity. The record is from RefSeq and is a predicted model, not a curated record.